AAUUAAUAUCUUUCGGGGAUUUUACACCUCAUGUUUAUAAAGGACAAUGUGUCAACGGUUAAUAUUCAAAAUUAUUUCUAGGGUUCAUAACAUUGUCACGUGCCCUAAAAAUAACGGUUAUCUAUACUCAGCGUGGAAGAAAUUGCCGCUCAAAAAGUUCUGUUGUUUUGUGUAUAAAAGUGAUCCAAUACAAAAGAACCUGUAAAAUAUAAGGAUAUUCGUCAAUUUUUGACUUCCCAAAAACAGUAGUUCUCAAAAAAUAGAAUAAGAUAUGAGCGAAGAUGAAGAGUACAGUGAUGGAAUGGACGAUGCUGAAGAGUUUAUAACACCGCAAGAACUGUUACGAAAAAUAGAGAUUGCGUGGAUGAAUGAGCAGUCUGCCCCAGACAUGCUACCGUAUCAAAAUGAAAUGAUUGAAUUAAUGAUGGGACAAUUAUCGCAUAUGGAAGAGAAUCUACAAGCAAUUCCAUCAAACGACUUUCGGAAAAUAGCACACAAAAUGGAACUAGAAAGAAUAAAGUUUAUUAUAGCAGCAUAUCUUCGAUGUCGGCUUCAGAAAAUUGAAGAUUUUACCCAAUACAUUAUAUCUGAGGAAAUGAAACGAUCAGUUGAAAAUAAAAGACUGUCAGAAGCUGAAUCUAAAUUUGCUGAGGACUAUUUUGAGAGCAUUGAGAAGCAUUUUCAGCAAUUAGCAUUAAGGCAUAUCCCACCUCAGCAAGAUGAUGUAUCAAAGCGAAUAAUUCGUCCAAAUCUUAUGAGUAAUGUGUUUAUUAAAGUCAUUAAAUCGUGUGGCGUUGUAGUCAAUACAAAUGACGAGGAAGUAGAUCUUUCUGAGAAUUCGGUACACAUGCUACCUUACCAGCUUGUUUGUGAAUUAGUCAAUAAAGCUAGAAAUGGAGGAUUCGUUCUUUCGAAUGAAAAUAUUGAUGAUAGUGACGUACGUAUCGAUUGGCGUUUUAUAGCUGCUAUUGAUACUCAUCGAAUAAUAAUAGAAUCAAAUUUUGAGAAGCUUGACGAAUGCAUUCCAUUUUUGAUCAAUUCAUCAUUAAGCAAUUUAUUAAAUACAAGGAUCCUAGAUCCUGCUAUUGGAAAGAUUUUUACUUUAUCACAGCUUAGUAUACAGUACUUGCUAUUUUGUACGAGAUUUUUAGACAAGUCAGUAUCAACACUACGUGAAAGUCUGUAUAGCAGUCAAAAAGAGAUAUUAGAUCUUCAAGAAAAAUUAAAGGAACGAAAUACGGAACUUCAUCAAGCCAAGAAGAAAGCUAAAAAGCUUGAAUCUAAUGCAUUAGAAAUAUAUCCAUGUACAAAGUGUACCAAAAAUUAUGAAAGUCAAUUAUUUCUCGAUAGUCACAUGUCUAGAAAGCACCGCGAGUCAAAAGAUCUAGAUUUAAUUAAUGCAAUAAAGUUGGAACUAGAAGUUAAGCAACUGAAAGAAAAAUUAAACUUGACAGAAAAGGAAUUGAUGGAUUCUAAAAAUGUUUCAUGUGAGAAGUGCCUUGAGAACGAGAAGAGGAUAUUUAAAAAUAUUGGCAUUCAAAGUAAUUCCGAAGAAAAAGAGAAGGAUGACUUGGAAAAAGAAAACACUAGCGAGAAAUUUAGGGAUUAUAGUGAGAACAUUCGACAAAUGAUGGCUGAUCAAAUGAAACAAUUUCAGGAAUAUAAAGAAUAUGACGAUAAAAGACACAAAGAAGAAAUCUCGGAACUGAAAGCUAUGCUUGACAAAGCUAUGGAAACUUUAAAACAGAAUGAGAUUAAACGUGCUGAGCAGCAACAGUCACAGCCACUUCCAGCUCCAAGAUCAAUAGUUUCUUUACAGCAAAGUGAGGCACAGAAGCCAAAAGUAGUUCAACCACAACCUGAAAAUGAGAACUUAUGGAAAACAAGAUUUAAGGAACUUGAGAAAAUGUACGAACUUAAUCAGCUGCAAAUGACCCAGUCAAUGAAGGAUAUAGAAAAGGCAUAUGCUGAAAAACUUAAUAAAUUAGAAAUUUCAAUGAAGCAGCUCAAAGAUGAGAAUAAUAAAGGUAAUAAAGUCACUGUCCAACCAGUUUCAAAAAUCGUUGAAAAAGAAGUAGUCCCACGUGUCGUUAUAAGAAAAUCAGUAGAGACAAGUUCGAGUAGCGAUGAUGAAAUUGUGGACGCUCCUAAGCCAAUAAAGCUUGUCAGACCUGCUAUUGACAUCCUACCAAAAAAUAUUCCACAGCUGCCUCCAAAAUUAAGCACAUAUUCAGACCAAAAAUUCUCAAUUCGUGAGAAAACGAAGAAUAAAACUUUUUCAGCACAAAAAUGGUUCAAAAAAAGAUCCCACAAAAGUCAACAGCAACCAAAAGAAGUUACAGUUAAAGAUAGACAUAAGGCUGAAAAAAUGAUGAAUGAACGACUUAAAGAAUUUAAUAUUGAGCAAAAAGAGCAGCUGAAUGCAAAUAAAGCCGAUGAAAUUGAAGUGGAACUAGCGAAUCGUCGUGAAAUUCAAAAGAAAACCUAUCCACAUUUCUUUAUUACUCGUAAGAAAAUCAAGCAGAGAGUCGAGGAACUAUUUAAGAGUCGCAUAGAAAAUGAUGAGUCAAUUACUGUUAAAGAAGAUCCAGUUAAUGAAAAACCCAAAAAGAAAGUUCUGUUUAAUUUAGAUCAAGAUGAUGUUCAUAUUAAGUCCAAUGAAGAUUCUGAUUUCAACAUUACUUCGCUAGAAGAAGAUUUUAAAUAAAGUAAAUUUAUUUUUGUACCAAA
Chironomus riparius is the source of this 2730-nucleotide messenger RNA. The record is from the annotation of a GenBank genome assembly. NCBI's taxonomy places the organism in Eukaryota, Metazoa, Arthropoda, Insecta, Diptera, Chironomidae.